Molecule: messenger RNA, 2849 nt
Organism: Clupea harengus (Atlantic herring)
Lineage: Eukaryota; Metazoa; Chordata; Actinopteri; Clupeiformes; Clupeidae
Exons: 2
Coding region: 1038-2294 (418 amino acids)
Biological process (GO): establishment or maintenance of cell polarity; regulation of cellular localization; centrosome cycle
Cellular component (GO): apical plasma membrane; cell cortex; nucleus
Molecular function (GO): protein binding
Source: RefSeq, a predicted model, not a curated record
AAUGUGAGCUAUAACCUGCUCCAUAGGAAUUUCAGAAAGACUGUGAUAAAACUAAAUGAUAUGCCUGGGCAAAAUGGCAUGCAGUAUUUUGCUGUUGUCAAAAGUAUGACAACAGACCUUUUUAGGCAUGGCUCCAACAGAGAUACACACGCACGCACACUCAUAUAUACACAUGCACACGGAAUAUGUGAGCAGUGAUGUGUCAGAGAAUUCUUCUGAUUGACAGUUAGGCCUACCACAGAGUAUUUUUACCUAUCCGACUAUGGCUGAUAUUCACUUAAAAAUGUACUCCACCUAUUUCGAUCAGCCUCGUGAAAACUAUUCAGUGUGAUUCAGGUAGUGAUUUGAAAGCAGAAUUUGCGAGUAGUUAAUCCGAUUAUUAGCGGAAUAUUAUCUCGAGUAAUUAUAACCAUAGGUUGUCUCUGGAGUUGAUAUGCUCAUGCAUUUCGCUUCACUGACAGUGCUGAUUUUAGAAUCAGACUGACGGUAUUUCAGUUUAGAAGACAUGGCAAGCAAAUCAGUGACAGUGUUACGUUAAAGAUCGCACGAGGCUUUAGGUUAACUUUAUUUGGGUGGAAUUGAAUUCGUGUGAAUUGCGCAGACUUACGCAACAGAAUGCGAGUCCUACAGUUGGCAACAACGGAAUUAAAGCACGCAUUUAGUUUCCAUUUUUGUCUAAUCCGUAUGAUUUCUGCGGGGAUUAACAGACCAAUCAUGAAUAUGGAGAGAGAGUAUGUGUAGGUUAGAAGUAGUUUUGCUGACUGUAAGAGGGAACUGGAUAAAUACUGUCUAACUUCAACGACAAGUAAUGCUAAGGGCAUCCUUAUUUUGGAAAUAUUUUGUAUCCAAAAGGAAACAGCCGGAGUUUUGCCUUUAGGUGACCCAGAUGACAUUGGGGUUGUUCAAACGUCCUGCAACAUGGAGGGAUACACGGAGCUUUGUUUUCUUUUCUGAUUUGGUGGAUGAAUGCAGGAACAGUGCAUAUGAAUCUGUGCGUGUGAAAAGCAGUGUCUCUAACCCAAAUUGCAGGGUGAGAUAUGGAGGGUAGAAAAAUAACAAUGGGAGCAAAGCGUCCUCCACUGCCAGUGCUACAAAUCAAGGGACCAGAGACAGUGACUCAGCCGGCGUAUGACAGGCAUGACAGUCUCACUAUGUCUGAGCCAAUAACACCUUCAUCCUCUUCUUGCUCACCUUCCUCCUCCCCUCCUCUCCCUGGAUCAGCGGUGUAUGCCUUACAGUCCAAGGUCAAGGCCUUGUCCCAGAAAAAAACAAUUGGAAAGGAACGCAAUGACCAGCCACAAGAGCCCAAAUGGCUUCUUACACAAAAGAAAAAGGAGGAGGCCUCAUCCUCCUCUCCAAUGCAUCAUCCUCAGUCUGACUUACCUAGUAGCAGUGAUGAAGAGGGAAUGGACCAGGUUCAGAGGAAUGUCUUUGCAUAUGACCAUUCAUCCCUUGGGGAGCAGAGAGCCCAGGCAGCAUCAGAGAGUGAAGGGGGGAGAGAAAGCCCUUUUUUAAGUGUAGCAGGCCAGACCCGAGGCCUUGGUGAGGGGGCCAGUUUAGAAAGUCUUCUGACCGAUGGUUCUGGAGGUUUGCAAGAGGAUACCCUCACAUCCAGGUCUUCCUCUACCAUGUCCUCCUCCUCCAGAUCCUGGGCACCUCCAAAGGGCUUCUGGCGUGUCGCUCGCCCAGAGACACUCAUCUUGGAUGCAGAGAAUGCCUCCAAGGACAUGCCACCUCCAGGUGCAGAUGGAUUCCAGGGAAAACCAAAGAUGAAAAUAGGGGGUGCGGAGUUAGACAGCUUCAAGGAAUUACACCACUCCGACAGCCUGGAGAGUCACCAUAGGAGGUGCUGGCAACGUGAGGCGAGCACAGAAGAGUCCUCUGAGGGACUGUGGAGAGCAGACAGUUUGGACAAUGAGUCUCCUCAAGGGGGGACACCUUUUCUGCCUGAGAGGGUGGAGAGGAACCAAAGAACUCUCAGGCAGAUGCAGACCCUCUGUAGGCACAACGCACCAGGCACAGAGGAGACAGCGGCUGACUUAGACAGGCAGCAUUGCCAAGGUGAUUAUGUCAGGGGUGCGGAAAGCUCUGGUAAGGAAGCAUAUCCACUGUAUGCCUUUUGUAGUUCUGGUUUAUUGGACUUUAUUUGGUAUUUUCAGUCAGUAAACAAAAUGAUUUUAAAAGGAAUACUCUACAAGUUGAACUCAUUGAACACCAGUGGCAGGCUCUAUUCUAGUUGUGAUGAAACAUAUGUCCCUGGACUCAUUUUUGUCUUGUUAACUCACUUACUAUGAAUAUACCCUAUUCAGCUAGAUGACUGGAGGCAAAGUACCAUACAGGUUGCUUUUCAGAUAAGUUGUGUAGCAUGUGUGCAUUUGAGGUGUUACUCCAUAUUUUAUGCUUUAUCCCUUAUGUGCUUAAACAUCGUAUUGCACUAUGUACUGUACAGAAUGUACAAUGUGCGAAUGACAAUCAGACCCUCAUUUCUGUGCAAUCCAGCCCCGGAUCAUGAGCAGGUCACACACACAGAGCCCACUCCCUCCACACGGCCACUGUGAGCAGAUGUGCUGCCCGUUGGCUGUGAUUACGGGCCUGGGGGAGGGGCGGGAACCGGAGCUGCAGUGGCAUCACAGAGUAAUGUUUUAAUACCGCGCAGUGAACUGACUGCCUAAAAUCUGCUCCUCGGCUCAACCUCCCCUGGGAGCCUUAUGCAACCAGAUGUGCAGGCUCUGUUGGCUGGCAGACCUCAGGUCAGAGAGUGGGUGUGAGUUAUUUAUUCCCCAUUGUUGCAUUGCUCUGAAAAGUCACUUUAUGGGAUGGUUGUCCCAUAACAACUCAGACAUGCCUGU